Molecule: messenger RNA, 1139 nt
Organism: Oryzias melastigma (Indian medaka)
Lineage: Eukaryota; Metazoa; Chordata; Actinopteri; Beloniformes; Adrianichthyidae
Gene: rtraf
Product: RNA transcription, translation and transport factor
Exons: 8
Coding region: 155-892 (245 amino acids)
Biological process (GO): tRNA splicing, via endonucleolytic cleavage and ligation
Cellular component (GO): tRNA-splicing ligase complex
Molecular function (GO): RNA binding
Source: RefSeq, a predicted model, not a curated record
UUCGUCACUUUAUUUUGAAGGGCAGAAACAGAAGAGGUAAUCUCCGGUCGCGCAUGCGCAGAUUCUCCAACAGUCAGCUAGCAGCAAACUAGCGGUGUUAGCUUUGCUGCGGCGUAGAAACACGUUUUUCCUCUCAGAAAAUCUCCAAGGUGAAAUGUUUCGUAGAAAACUGACUGCUCUGGAUUAUCACGACCCCGACAGAUUUGAUUGUUCGGCUGCAUCUACAGAUGAGACUCAGUUCAGGAACUGCAUCGUGUGGCUGGAAGACCAGAAGAUCCGACACUACAAGAUAGAGGACCGAGGUAACCUGAGGAACAUCCCGAGCUCGGACUGGCCCAAAGCCUUCCACCAGUAUCUGCAGGAUCUGAACUGCCCGUUUGGUUCCGAGGAGAGGAAAGAAGCCGUAGACUGGUUACUGGGCCUGGCAGUGCGCUACGAGUACGGAGAUAAUGUUGAUAAGUACAAGAACUGUCAGCCGCUGGCGUCCGGGAACAGCGAGAAAGCGGUGGAUCCUCUCGUCAACCUCGACAGCAACUCUCCAGAUUUCAAAGCAGGAGUUACGGCUCUGGCCAACAUCCUGAAGAUCCAGCGACACGACGAUUACCUGGUCAUGCUCAAGGCCAUUCGUAUUCUGAUCCAGGAGCGAUUGUCUCCGGAGGCGAUCACCAAAGCCAACCAGAGUAAAGAGGGCGUUCCGGUCUCCUUAGAAAAGCACAUCCUGGGUUUCGACACUGGAGACGCCACGCUGAACGAGGCGGCGCAGAUUCUGCGGCUGCUGCACAUCGAGGAGCUGCGCGAGCUGCAGACGAAGAUCAAUGAGGCCAUCGUCGCUGUGCAGGCCAUCAUCGCCGACCCCAAGACAGACCACCGGCUGGGGAAGGUCGGCAGAUGAGAGGCGGCGAGGAAAGAAUAGAAACGAGUUUUUGUUGCCAUAAAGGAGGACUUUUUUUGUUGGUUUUUUUUGUUUUUGUUUUUCGCAUGAGAUGAAGCAAAACUUCAGUUUAUUAAAAACUGAUCUCUGCAGAGGCUGGAGUUGGAACCCGUCCUGCCGUCGUGUCUUCCUCUCACACACGUUUGUGUUUUUUUUUUUUUGCUUUCUGCAGAAAAAAGCUGAAAUAAACGGUUAUGAAGCAAAUGUU